Messenger RNA from Echinops telfairi (small Madagascar hedgehog), 5567 nucleotides. RefSeq names its product triple functional domain protein. The transcript has 34 exons. The coding region runs from base 45 to 5531 and encodes 1828 amino acids. The record is from RefSeq and is a predicted model, not a curated record. Gene Ontology annotation, cellular component: cytoplasm. Lineage: Eukaryota; Metazoa; Chordata; Mammalia; Afrosoricida; Tenrecidae. Gene Ontology annotation, molecular function: protein binding; guanyl-nucleotide exchange factor activity.
GCAGCGAGGAAGUCUGCAAGCGAGGGUUCACCGUGAUCGUGGACAUGCGCGGGUCCAAGUGGGACUCCAUCAAGCCCCUCCUGAAGAUCCUGCAGGAGUCCUUCCCCUGCUGCAUCCACGUGGCGCUGAUCAUCAAGCCCGAUAACUUCUGGCAGAAACAGAGGACCAACUUUGGCAGUUCCAAGUUCGAAUUUGAGACAAGCAUGGUGUCCUUGGAGGGCCUCACCAAGGUCGUGGACCCCUCGCAGCUGACGCCCGAGUUCGACGGCUGCCUGGAGUACAACCACGAGGAGUGGAUCGAGAUCCGGGUGGCCUUCGAGGACUACGUCAGCAAUGCCACCCACAUGCUGUCCCGCCUGGAGGAGCUGCAGGACAUCCUGGCCAAGAAGGAGCUGCCGCAGGACCUGGAGGGGGCCCGCGCCAUGAUCGAGGACCACUCCCAGCUGAAGAGGAAGGUCAUCAAGGCGCCCAUCGAGGACCUGGACCUGGAGGGGCAGAAGCUGCUGCAGAGGAUACAGAGCAGCGACAGCUUCCCCAGAAAGAACUCGGGCUCUGGCAAUGCCGACCUGCAGAACCUGCUGCCCAGGGUGUCCACCAUGCUGGACCGGCUGCACUCCACCCGGCAGCACCUGCACCAGAUGUGGCACGUCCGCAAGCUGAAGCUGGACCAGUGCUUCCAGCUGCGGCUCUUUGAGCAGGACGCCGAGAAGAUGUUUGACUGGAUCACGCACAACAAGGGCCUGUUUCUGAACAGCUACACAGAGAUCGGGACCAGCCACCCGCACGCCAUGGAGCUGCAGACACAGCACAACCACUUUGCGAUGAACUGCAUGAACGUCUACGUGAACAUCAACCGCAUCAUGUCGGUAGCGAACCGCCUGGUGGAGUCGGGCCACUACGCCUCGCAGCAGAUCAAGCAGAUCGCAAACCAGCUGGAGCAGGAAUGGAAGGCAUUCGCGGCCGCCCUGGACGAGCGUAGCACCCUGCUGGACAUGUCCUCCAUCUUCCACCAGAAGGCCGAGAAGUAUAUGAGCAACGUGGAUUCCUGGUGCAAAGCCUGCGGCGAGGUGGACCUGCCCUCCGAGCUGCAGGACCUGGAGGACGCCAUUCACCACCACCAGGGCAUUUACGAGCACAUCACGCUGGCUUAUUCCGAGGUGAGCCAGGACGGGAAGUCGCUCCUGGACAAGCUGCAGCGACCCCUGACGCCCGGCAGCUCCGACUCCCUGACGGCCUCUGCCAACUACUCCAAGGCGGUGCACCAUGUGCUGGACGUCAUCCACGAGGUGCUGCACCACCAGCGGCAGCUCGAGAACAUCUGGCAGCACCGCAAGGUCCGGCUGCACCAGCGGCUGCAGCUCUGUGUCUUCCAGCAGGAUGUGCAGCAGGUGCUGGACUGGAUCGAGAACCACGGAGAAGCGUUUCUGAGCAAGCACACGGGCGUGGGGAAGUCGCUGCACCGAGCCAGAGCUUUGCAGAAACGGCAUGAGGAUUUCGAAGAGGUGGCUCAGAACACCUACACGAAUGCAGAUAAGUUGCUAGAAGCGGCCGAGCAGCUGGCCCAGACCGGGGAGUGCGACCCGGAGGAGAUCUACCAGGCAGCGCAUCAGCUGGAAGACCGUAUCCAGGACUUUGUGCGCCGCGUGGAGCAGCGCAAGGUCCUGCUGGACAUGUCGGUGUCCUUCCACACCCAUGUGAAGGAGCUGUGGACCUGGCUGGAGGAGCUGCAGAAGGAGCUGCUGGACGACGUGUACGCCGAGUCCGUGGAGGCCGUGCAGGACCUCAUCAAGCGCUUCGGCCAGCAGCAGCAGACAACCUUGCAAGUGACCGUCAACGUCAUCAAGGAGGGCGAGGACCUCAUCCAGCAGCUGAGGGACUCGGCCAUCUCCAGCAACAAGACCCCCCACAACAGCUCCAUCAGCCACAUCGAGACGGUGCUGCAGCAGCUGGACGAGGCCCAGUCGCAGAUGGAAGAGCUCUUCCAGGAGCGCAAGAUCAAGCUGGAGCUCUUCCUGCAGCUGCGCAUCUUCGAGAGGGACGCCAUCGACAUCAUCUCCGACCUCGAGUCCUGGAACGACGAGCUUUCUCAGCAGAUGAACGGCUUCGACACCGAGGACCUCACCAUCGCCGAGCAGCGGCUCCAGCACCACGCAGACAAGGCCCUGACCAUGAACAACCUGACCUUCGACGUCAUCCACCAAGGGCAGGACCUCCUGCAGUACGUCAACGAAGUGCAGGCCUCGGGUGUGGAGCUGCUCUGUGACAGAGACGUGGACAUGGCCACCCGGGUCCAGGACCUGCUGGAGUUUCUUCACGAAAAGCAGCAGGAACUGGACUUGGCUGCGGAACAGCACCGGAAGCACCUGGAGCAGUGUGUCCAGCUCCGCCACCUGCAGGCCGAGGUGAAGCAGGUGCUGGGAUGGAUCCGCAACGGGGAGUCCAUGCUGAAUGCUGGCCUCAUCACAGCCAGCUCCCUUCAGGAGGCCGAGCAGCUGCAGCGUGAGCAUGAGCAAUUCCAGCAUGCCAUCGAGAAAACGCACCAGAGUGCACUGCAGGUGCAGCAGAAGGCGGAAGCCAUGCUGCAGGCCAACCAUUAUGACAUGGACAUGAUCAGGGACUGCGCCGAGAAGGUGGCCUCCCACUGGCAGCAGCUGAUGCUCAAGAUGGAAGACCGCCUCAAGCUCGUCAACGCCUCUGUCGCCUUCUACAAAACCUCGGAGCAGGUCUGCAGUGUCCUUGAGAGCCUGGAGCAGGAGUAUAAGAGGGAAGAGGACUGGUGUGGGGGCGCCGACAAGCUGGGCCCCAAUUCUGAGACAGACCACGUCACGCCCAUGAUCAGCAAGCACCUGGAGCAGAAGGAAGCUUUCCUGAAGGCCUGCACGCUGGCCAGGAGGAAUGCGGACGUCUUCCUGAAAUACCUGCACCGGAACAGUGUGAACAUGCCCGGCAUGGUGACGCACAUCAAGGCUCCCGAGCAGCAAGUCAAAAAUAUCUUGAACGAACUCUUCCAGCGGGAAAACAGGGUGUUGCACUACUGGACCAUGAGAAAGAGGCGGCUGGACCAGUGCCAACAGUAUGUGGUCUUCGAGAGAAGUGCCAAGCAGGCUUUGGAGUGGAUCCAUGACAGCGGGGAGUUCUACCUGUCCACGCACACGUCCACAGGUUCCAGCAUACAGCACACCCAGGAGCUGCUGAAGGAACAUGAGGAGUUUCAAAUCACGGCCAAGCAAACCAAAGAGCGAGUGAAGCUGUUGAUACAGCUGGCCGACGGCUUUUGUGAAAAGGGGCAUGCCCACGCAGCAGAGAUAAAAAAAUGUGUCACCGCCGUGGAUAAGCGCUACAGGGACUUCUCUCUGCGCAUGGAAAAGUACAGGAGCUCUUUGGAGAAAGCCCUGGGGAUCUCUUCCGAUUCCAACAAAUCGAGUAAAAGCCUUCAGCUGGACAUCAUCCCGGCCAGCACCCCCGGGUCCGAGGUGAAGCUCCGGGACGCGGCCCACGAGCUGAACGAGGAGAAGCGGAAGUCGGCCCGCAGGAAAGAGUUCAUCAUGGCGGAGCUCAUCCAGACGGAGAAGGCCUACGUGAGGGAUCUGCGGGAGUGUAUGGAUACCUACCUGUGGGAGAUGACCAGCGGUGUGGAAGAGAUCCCGGCCGGCAUUGUCAAUAAGGAGCUCAUCAUCUUCGGCAACAUGCAGGAGAUCUACGAGUUCCACAACAACAUUUUUCUGAAGGAGCUGGAAAAAUAUGAGCAGUUGCCAGAGGACGUCGGCCAUUGCUUUGUCACCUGGGCAGACAAGUUUCAGAUGUAUGUCACUUACUGCAAAAAUAAGCCUGACUCCACGCAGCUGAUCUUAGAGCACGCGGGCUCCUAUUUUGAUGAGAUUCAGCAGCGGCACGGAUUGGCCAACUCGAUCUCUUCCUACCUUAUCAAGCCAGUACAGCGAAUCACCAAGUACCAGCUCCUUUUAAAAGAGCUGCUCACCUGCUGUGAAGAGGGGAAGGGGGAGAUCAAGGACGGCCUGGAGGUGAUGCUCAGCGUGCCAAAACGAGCCAACGACGCCAUGCACCUCAGCAUGCUGGAAGGGUUCGAUGAAAACAUUGAGUCUCAGGGAGAACUCAUCCUGCAGGAAUCCUUCCAAGUGUGGGACCCCAAAACCUUAAUCCGGAAGGGCCGAGAGCGGCACCUCUUCCUCUUUGAAAUGUCCCUCGUGUUCAGUAAGGAGGUCAAAGAUUCCAGUGGGAGGAGCAAGUACCUGUACAAGAGCAAACUGUUUACCUCAGAGCUGGGCGUCACAGAGCACGUUGAAGGAGAUCCUUGCAAGUUUGCACUAUGGGUAGGGAGGACGCCGACGUCGGAUAAUAAGAUUGUCCUGAAGGCCUCCAGCAUAGAGAACAAGCAGGACUGGAUCAAGCACAUCCGGGAAGUCAUCCAGGAGAGGACCAUCCACCUGAAGGGAGCCCUCAAGGAGCCCAUCCACAUCCCCAAAACCGCCCCGGCCGCGCGGCAGAGGGGCCGGAGGGAUGGAGAAGACUUGGACAGCCAAGGGGAUGGCAGCAGCCAGCCAGACACCAUCUCCAUUGCCUCCCGGACAUCGCAGAACACGCUGGACAGUGACAAGCUCUCGGGCGGCUGCGAGCUGACGGUGGUCAUCCACGACUUCACAGCCUGCAACAGCAACGAGCUGACCAUCCGCCGGGGCCAGACGGUGGAGGUUCUGGAGCGGCCCCACGACAAGCCCGACUGGUGCCUGGUGCGGACCACCGACCGCUCCCCCGCGGCAGAAGGCCUGGUCCCCUGCGGCUCCCUGUGCAUUGCCCACUCUCGGAGCAGCAUGGAAAUGGAGGGGAUCUUCAACCACAAAGACUCACUCUCUGUCUCCAGUAACGACGCCAGCCCCCCAGCAUCUGUGGCAUCCCUUCAGCCCCACAUGAUCGGGGCCCAAAGCUCGCCGGGCCCCAAGCGCCCAGGGAACACCCUGCGGAAGUGGCUCACGAGCCCCGUGCGGCGCCUCAGCAGCGGCAAGGCCGAUGGGCACGUGAAGAAGCUGGCCCACAAGCACAAGAAGAGCCGGGACGUCCGCAAGAGCGCCGACGCGGGCUCGCAGAAAGACUCGGAUGACAGUGCGGCCACACCGCAGGACGAGACCGUCGAGGAGAGGGGCCGGAACGAGGGUCUGAGCAGCGGCACCCUGUCCAAGUCCUCCUCCUCCGGAAUGCAGAGCUGUGGGGAAGAGGAAGGAGAGGAGGGGGCUGACGCCGUGCCCCUGCCCCCACCCAUGGCCAUCCAGCAGCACAGCCUCCUCCAGUCGGACUCGCAGGACGACAAGAGGCAAGAGCUACAGCUAGAGCAGGCCCCCACUCAGCCCCCUCUGACCGCCGCGGUGAUGUGGCAGCACGCAGCCAGAAUGCGCCCCUCCAGCCCCGCUGAGAGCCCUGGUACUGUGACAGGGCUGAAGAUUCAAAACAGACUGGGUCUGCUCUCCACGGGUGCCCAGCGCAGGUCUUACUUAACUCCUCCUGUCAGAAUAUUGUAAACUAUUUUUAAAAGAUGACUUGAAAUAAAUGCAAAC